Molecule: messenger RNA, 1833 nt
Organism: Cyphellophora europaea CBS 101466
Lineage: Eukaryota; Fungi; Ascomycota; Eurotiomycetes; Chaetothyriales; Cyphellophoraceae
Exons: 1
Coding region: 1-1833 (610 amino acids)
Biological process (GO): regulation of transcription by RNA polymerase II
Cellular component (GO): nucleus
Molecular function (GO): RNA polymerase II cis-regulatory region sequence-specific DNA binding; DNA-binding transcription factor activity, RNA polymerase II-specific
Source: RefSeq, a predicted model, not a curated record
AUGGCUGAAAUCGCGCCGACGACCCCGGCAGACCCAACUGCGGACAAUAGCCCGCUACUCAAAGUGAGUCCAGCGCAGAAGGCCGGGCUAGAAGCAAGUGUCGAAUCCCGCGACUUCGACGACACCCGGCCCGGCAAAAGGCGCAAAAUUGACACACAGCCCAUGACUGCGGCGGCCGCGCACCUUGACGCAAGAUCCAAGACCAGGGACAAAACGCCCUCGACCGACACGAGCCCCAAUCCACAAUCGCAGGUCCUUGACGCUCUGAUGGGCUCGUCACAAGAUACGAGCAAGGCUCAGACGUCAAAUCCUGCCACAAGCAUCAGUGCUCCCAUGGCCGUCGUUGCCGCUAAUUUACAGCAGCCUUUCAGCCACGAUGCCACAUCGGGCGAAAGUGCUGUACAGACCAGUCCUGUCAGCGUGUCGAGCAUUGGAACACUUGAGAGCCUGCCGGGCCAGUCCGGCAUGACGACGACUGUUGGGAGUCCUCUACCUAUGGAUGAGACUGCUCGGCAAGCGUCUGCCGCAGGCGAUACACCGGUCUCGCCCGAAGACGGGACUAGACCAUUCUCCUUCCCACCGCCACUCCUGCAGCCUCAAAGUGACGCCCGUCGUGGCAUGAGUCUACCGGGUUCCAAUACUCGCCAAGGUACAAAAUCCCCUUCCGCGAAGAAGCACCGGUGUCCUUAUUGCGCAACCGAAUUCACAAGACACCAUAAUCUCAAAAGUCACCUGUUGACCCAUAGUCAAGAGAAGCCGUAUGUGUGCUCCACGUGCCAAUCCCGCUUCCGUCGCUUGCACGAUCUGAAACGUCACACCAAACUUCAUACCGGCGAACGACCACACAUUUGCCCGAAAUGCGGUCGCAAGUUCGCCAGAGGCGAUGCGCUUGCUCGGCAUAACAAGGGCCCAGGUGGCUGUGCAGGGCGACGGGCGUCUAUGGGUAGCUUUGGCGGAGAUGAUGACAUGGAGGGUGGUGAUGAUUCCAUGGAAGGCGUUAUGUAUAACGAACCUGACACUAUGGACGAUGAGGAUGGCAAUCUUCAACGACCUCCAAGCAUCCGACGGCAGGCUCCGUCAGGAGAUGACACUCUAGACGAACAGGACCACUCGUCUCGGAUGCCGAGCACGUACCCACCGAUCCAAGGUCGACCGCCUGGGGGAAUCGUGAGCGGAAACUUCCCGCCAAGAGCCUUUGCUCCCUCGGGGUCGGGCUCUUCCGGGUCUGGUCCGGGUGUUGCACCUCUCCCAUAUCCUGGCAGUGGCUCUGGCAGCACUCGACAUGGCGGCCCUAGCGGUGUCUUUGCGCAGAACCCGUUGACUGAAAGUCCCAAACCGUUGUCGCCAGGUCAGAGUCAUCGUGGCUCAGGAGCGGCAGACCGGCAUCGCUCACCAAGCAUGACCCACUUCCAGGCUGGCUCACAGUCGUACCCUCGAAGCGCGCCAGGUUCUGGGUCAUCAUUGAGUAUCCCACCAAAUGCGAAUACACAGCUGCCGCCGCCGCCAGGCCUCAACCCACCUGAUCCACGGUUCACACUGCCAAGCCAGGGCGCUCCCACCCAUCCUCCUACUCAACCCACCGGACCCCCGACGCACAUGAGUGGCAGCGGUCCGCUGUCGUCGCACAGCAACAGUCUCUCAAGUCACGGACAAUCAGGUCAUGGUAGCGGUGAAGCCAGCAGUCCCAUGUUUGCCAAAGAGGAUCGGCUAUGGGCUGUAAUCAAGAAUCUCGAAUCAAGAGUCAACGGUAUGCAAGAGGAAAUCAACAGUCUUCGAUCACAACUCGCAGCCGCGACCGGAAAUGCACCACAACAACAGGCGCGUGCCGCCUAA